Lathyrus sativus (Indian pea) is the source of this 1098-nucleotide messenger RNA. The record is from the annotation of a GenBank genome assembly. Lineage: Eukaryota; Viridiplantae; Streptophyta; Magnoliopsida; Fabales; Fabaceae.
AUGGCAUUUGAGGAUCUCAUAACCAUGGUUGCAUUGUUCUUGGUUGUGAUACUUAGUUUCUGCAGUGGAGUUAGAGCUGACCCACAAGUUCCUUGUUACUUCAUUUUUGGUGAUUCUUUGGUCGAUAAUGGUAACAACAAUGUUCUUAGUUCUUUGGCUAGAGCUGAUUAUCUUCCUUAUGGAAUUGAUUUCCCUGAUGGACCUUCUGGUAGGUUUUCCAAUGGGAAAACCACUGUUGAUGAAAUUGCUGAACUAUUGGGAUUCGACGAUUACAUUCCUCCAUAUGCAUCAGCUAGUAAUGAUGCUAUACUCAAAGGAGUCAAUUUUGCAUCUGCAGCUGCUGGAAUUAGAGAGGAAACUGGCCGGCAACUGGGAGGGCGCACUACUUUUAGUGGCCAAGUGAAUAAUUACCAAGAAACUGUGUCACGAGUGGUGAAUUUACUAGGAACUGAGGAUCAAGCUGCAAGUUACUUGGGCAAAUGCAUAUACUCAAUUGGAUUGGGUAGCAAUGAUUACUUGAACAACUAUUUCAUGCCUCAAUUCUAUUCAACAGGUAGUCAGUAUACACCAGAAGCCUUUGCUGAUGUUCUUAUUGAAGAUUAUACUAAACAACUUCGAACUCUAUACAAUUAUGGAGCAAGGAAAAUGAUACUAUUUGGGAUUGGUCAAGUAGGGUGCAGUCCAAAUGAAUUGGCCCUACACAGCGAAGAUGGAUCAACAUGUGUGGAAAACAUCAAUACAGCAAACCAAAUGUUCAACAGCAAACUGAAAUCUCUUGUUGAUCAACUUAGCAAUGAGCUUCCCGAUUCGAAAGUUAUCUACAUAAAUUCUUAUGGCAUUUUUCAAGAUAUUAUAAGCAACCCUUCAGCUUAUGGUUUUAGUGUCAUAAAUUCUGGAUGUUGUGGAGUAGGAAGGAACAAUGCUCAAAUAACAUGUUUACCAUUGCAAACACCAUGUGAGAAUAGAAGAGAGUAUUUGUUUUGGGAUGCUUUUCAUCCAACUGAAGCUGGAAAUAUUAUUGUUGCUCAGAGAGCUUACAAUGCUCAAUCUCCAGAGGAUGCUUAUCCUAUUGAUAUUAGCCACUUAGCUCAGCUCUGA